Rhododendron vialii is the source of this 1991-nucleotide messenger RNA. Its product is annotated as glucan endo-1,3-beta-glucosidase 13-like. The record is from RefSeq and is a predicted model, not a curated record. Gene Ontology annotation, cellular component: plasma membrane. Gene Ontology annotation, molecular function: hydrolase activity, hydrolyzing O-glycosyl compounds. Lineage: Eukaryota; Viridiplantae; Streptophyta; Magnoliopsida; Ericales; Ericaceae. Gene Ontology annotation, biological process: carbohydrate metabolic process. Bases 178 to 1662 code for a protein of 494 amino acids. The transcript has 4 exons.
CUGUCCUCGUCCUCUCACUGUCACUCACUCACUAUAGCCAGUCUCUCCGAGAGUGUUUCCAGUUUCCACCGACCAAUUUUAGUGAGAUAAACAGAGUGCUGUACCGAGACUGAUCGAGAGAGAGAGAGAGAGUGGAGAGAGUACCGUUGCAAAAGGGUAAAGCUUUCUUGGAGAGCAAUGGGGGAAAAAGGAAUCAGAGUUAUAUUUGCAACUUCUCUGCUCCUAAUGCUUCUGGAUUUCUGCAAGGGAAGCACAAUUGGUGUUUGUUAUGGAAGAAAUGCUGAUGAUCUCCCAACACCGGAUAAGGUAGCGCAGCUGGUUAAACUUCACAACAUUAAGUAUCUGAGGAUAUACGAUGCUAACAUCCAGGUCCUCAAGGCCUUUGCCAACACUGGAGUUGAGCUCAUGGUUGGGAUUACAAAUUUGGACUUGUUGCCUUUUUCCCAAUUCCAAUCCAACGCAGACACCUGGCUAAAGAACAACAUCCUUCCCUACUACCCGGCCACGAAGAUCACCUAUAUAACUGUCGGCGCUGAAGUAACAGAAGCAUCCAACAAUGUUUCUUCUAUGGUAGUACCGGCAAUGCACAAUGUUCAAACAGCUCUAAAAAAGGCCAGUUUACAUAGGAAAAUUAAGGUUUCAACUACCCAUUCUCUUGGUGUUUUGUCUCGAUCAUUCCCACCAUCUGCUGGUGCUUUUAACAGUAGCCAUGCGUUCUUUCUGAAGCCUUUGUUGGAAUUUCUUGCUGAGAACCAGUCUCCAUUCAUGGUCGACAUAUACCCUUAUUAUGCUUAUAGUGAUUCCCGUAAUAAUGUCUCUCUUGAUUAUGCUCUAUUUGAGUCGUCCACUGAGGUUGUCGACCCAAAUACUGGUUUGCUGUAUACCAACAUGUUUGAUGCGCAAAUUGAUGCCAUUUAUUUUGCUCUGAUGGGGCUGAACUAUCGGACAAUCAAGAUUAUGGUUACUGAGACAGGGUGGCCUUCUAAAGGGUCUGCUAAAGAGAAAGCUGCAACUCCAGAUAAUGCCCAAACGUAUAAUACCAAUCUGAUACGCCACGUUAUCAAUGAUACAGGUACUCCUGCAAAAUCUGGACAGGAGCUAGAUGUAUAUGUCUUUUCAUUGUUUAAUGAAAAUCGGAAACCCGGGUUGGAAUCAGAGAGGAACUGGGGUUUGUUUUAUCCAGACCAAACAAGUGUCUAUAGCCUUGAUUUCACUGGGAAGGGUGCUGUGGAUACGACCACACAGGCAAAUGUUUCCAGUUCGAGUGGAAAAUGGUGUAUUGCUUCUUCUACAGCUUCAGAAGUGGAUUUACAGAGUGCCUUGGAUUGGGCUUGUAGUGCUGGGAAUGUGGACUGUUCUCCUAUUCAGCCCAGUCAGCCUUGUUUUGAGCCGGAUAAUCUAGUUUCACAUGCUUCUUAUGCGUUCAACAGUUAUUUCCAGCAAAAUGCAGCUACUGAUAUUGCUUGCAGUUUUGGGGGAGUAGGGGUUAAAACAAACAAGAAUCCAAGCUAUGACAAGUGCUUGUACAUGACAGCCGGCAACAAAACUGCCACAAGUAAUGGGACAACAACAGCAGCUCAUUCUACUUCUUCCUCCGCUCGAACUGUAUCUUCUCUGUGGGUUUCUACCUUUCUGCUGUUGGACUUCAUCUUGUUUUGCUGAAUCUCAGACAAUCCGGUGUUGGUACUAGAGCAAGCAAGAGGCCGGCACCUCCAAAAGAUGGUAUGAGAUAAACAUCUCAUUUUGUUGCAAGGCCAAGGAUGUAUCGCUGUGGAGCAAUCGCCAUCCCUAGUUUUGUAAGAUAUUAGUUGGUGCUGAGCGCUUAUUUGUUGAUUCUUGUAUGCAUAUAUGAUAGCACAGCCAUGGAUUGGCUACUAAACUUGGUGAAUUGUCACCUAAACUUUAGUGAAUCGUCACCUUGUACCUACUUGCUGUGUUGAGGACUUUAGUCUGGGUUGCAGCUAUGUCUCAUGACAUACUUUUUGCCUCUA